UACAUGGUGAAGCAGCUGGAGACGGGCGAGGUGAACAUCGAGGAGCUCAAGCGCAACCUGGAGUACACGGCGUCACUGCUCGAGGCCGUCUACAUCGAUGAGACCAGGGACGCGGUGCCCUCCGAGGUGCGGGACUGUCUGGCCGCCACCUUCACGCAGCAGGCGCGCGCCAAGGGCCGCCGCGCCGAGGAGAAGCCCAAGUUCCGCAGCAUCGUGCACGCCGUGCAGGCCGGCAUCUUCGUGGAGAGGAUGUUCCGCCGCACGUACACGGCCGUCGGGCCCAGCUACUCGGCCUCCGUCCUCAGCUGCCUGAAGAGCCUGGACCUGUGGUGCUUCGACGUGUUCGCGCUGAACCGGGUCACCGAGGACCACGCGCUGAAGACCAUCGUCUUCGAGCUCUUCACCCGCCACAACCCCAACAACCACCACAACCAGGUGCACGCGGCCGACGUCACCCAGACCGUGCACUGCUUCCUGCUGCGCACCGGCAUGCUGCACUACCUGACGGAGAUCGAGGUCUUGGCCAUCGUCUUCGCUGCCGCCAUCCACGACUACGAGCACACGGGCACCACCAACAGCUUCCACAUCCAGACCAAGUCGGACUGUGCCAUCCUCUACAACGACCGCUCGGUGCUGGAGAACCACCACAUCAGCGCCGUGUUCCGCAUGAUGCAGGACGACGAGAUGAACAUCUUCGUGAACCUCACCAAGGACGAGUUCGCGGAGCUGCGGGCCUUGGGCAUCGAGAUGGGCCUCGGCGCCGACAUGGCCUGCGCCCGCCCGCCCUGGUGUCCCCACGCUGCACCAGCCCGCGCCAUGGGGACCGUCCUCCCUCGCCAGGGUGACAAGGAGGCCGAGCUGGGGCUGCCCUUCUCGCCCCUCUGUGACCGCACGUCCACGCUGGUGGCCCAGUCCCAGAUCGGCUUCAUCGACUUCAUCGUGGAGCCCACGUUCUCGGUGCUCACCGACGUGGCCGAGAAGAUGGUGCUGCCCCUCGUGGAGGACGGGGCCAAGGCCAAGGGCAACCCGGCGGGCGGGCAGCCGGCCAGGCGGGCUUCCAAUGGCUCCGGCUCCAACGUGCUUCCAGCAUCCUCCAGCUCGCUCCCGGCUCCGCGGUGCCUCCUGCAGCAGGGCAUCUCCGGCAUCCCGGCUUCCAGAAUGCCUCCGGCUCCCCCUGCUCCGGCUACCCCGGCUUUCCCAGCUGCAGCUUCCUCGGCUCCGGCUUUCCCAGCUCCGGUGUGCCUGAGAUCCUCCGGCUCUCCUGCAGUGCCGCCGGGAUCCAGCAUCCUCCGGCUUGGGAACGCCUCCGGUGUCCUCCAGCUCCGGCAUGCCUCGGGCUUCCCUGCCUUCGGCAUACCUGCAGCAUCCUCCGGCUCCGGCAUCCUCUGGAUCCGGCGUGCCUGCAGCUUCCCUGGCUCCCGCGUGCCUCCGGGAUCCUCUGGCUUCGGCAUGCCCGCAGCAUCCUCCGGCUGCAUCACGCUUCCAGCAUCCUCUGGAUCCAUCAUCCCUGCAGCUUCUCCGGCCCCGGCAUCCUGCGGCUCCGCGGCUCCGGCUCCAGCAGGGCCGCAGCCCCGUUCCCGUUCCUAUUCCCCUUCCCCUCCCCGCACACUGCCGCCUCGCGCAUGUGAAACGAAGCCGCCGCCGCUAAUGAGCUCUUAA
This is a messenger RNA of Tinamus guttatus (white-throated tinamou), 1659 nucleotides long. Lineage: Eukaryota; Metazoa; Chordata; Aves; Tinamiformes; Tinamidae. The record is from RefSeq and is a predicted model, not a curated record.